This is a messenger RNA of Arabis nemorensis, 267 nucleotides long. The record is from the annotation of a GenBank genome assembly. NCBI's taxonomy places the organism in Eukaryota, Viridiplantae, Streptophyta, Magnoliopsida, Brassicales, Brassicaceae.
AUGGGAGGAAACAACAGAUCCCACAAGAGGUUUUCUCUCUUCAGCUUCUUCAAAACACGAAGAUCUCACCGAGUUGAAGUGGAUGACUCGUGGGACGACGUCGUUUACACUCGCAAACCACUGGCUAGUGACGAGGACAAACGUUAUUGGGUCGCCGAACCAGGCAUCGACCGUAAAGCUUCUGCUUUCAUCGCCAAGUUUCAUGAGACUCGUGUCUCUGAGUCCGAGCGCCAGACUCUCUCUCCUUUCCAAUCCAACAAGGCAUGA